CAAAGCGUGGACUAGCCGGCCGCACGGAAGUGGUUUUGUUUCGGUGGCUCCUCACAAUACUGUGUGAGAAAUGAGAGUUAUUAUAUAUUUAAAAUUUAGUUAGCUCUCGUAAACGCGUUUUUACAUUUAACCGAGAAUAUUUUAUUUAUCAUUAAAAUUAUUUUGAUAUUGCCUGAACUAAGCGGAGGAUAGCUAGCUAGCUUGUUAGCUAGCUUGACCAACGCUAGCAGCCAUGCCGCCCUACUCUGAACUGAGGAAAACCAACCACUUCUACUACUUCAUCAAAUUCACCUUAAAUAUCUACUCAAUGCUCUUUUCGCUGAUGGGUCUCUGUGUGCUGUGCGUGGGGGUUUAUGCCGAGGUGGAGAGGCAGAAGAAUCGCACCCUGGAGGGUCUCUUCCUGGCUCCCGCUGUGGUGCUCAUCCUGCUGGGCCUGGUGAUGUUCACCGUGUCCGUGGUGGGCAUGGUGGGAUCCCUCAGGGACAACAAGACCCUGCUGCACAUGUUCCUCUGUGUUCUCUGUGUGUUGCUGCUUCUCCAGGCGGUCGCCCUCACUACGGCCCUCAUCUUUGAAAAGAAGACGUCUGCCUUGUUUCAGAGCAGCAUACGAGAAGGAAUUAAACACUACUAUGAUGACCUGGACUUCAAAAACAUCUUGGAUUACGUGCAACAAAAGUUCUCAUGUUGUGGAGGGGAUGAGUAUAAGGACUGGGGAGUCAACCAGUACCAUUUCUGCAAUGGAACUGGUCCACUAGCCUGCGGGGUUCCAUAUACCUGCUGUGUUCGCCGCAAGGUGGGAGAAGUCAUCAACACUCUGUGUGGUUAUAAGACUCUGGAUCAACAGCGUGAAACCCUGCAUGAGCUGAUCCAUGUACGAGGCUGCAUCCAUGCAGUCAACCUCUGGAUGAGUGACAACAUUGGAAUAACCAUCGCUCUCUGCUGUGCCAUCGGGCUGCCACAGCUGCUGGGCAUCAUCCUGAGCUGCGUCUUCUGGAACCUGCUGGUGGACAUGAGCGAGUCCGCCGACAUGGUCGACUUCAAGCUGAAGAAAGCCGAGUUUGCGUACAGCGACCUGGACCUGGCCGGCGCCGGUUGGUGCAUGUGCCUGCCGAGGGACGGCGGCUACCUGCCCGUUCCCGCCUCCGAGCCCGAACUCGACCCCAUCGACGUCCAUCUGGAGAAGCUGAAGAAGCAGCAGCCUCGCACGCACGCUCAGCUCCGAGAACUGCAGCAGUCCAGAUCGGCAACCGGGCUGGACGAGGUGGACGUCGGCCGCAAGCAGAAAAGGGAACACUGAGAGUCUUUCUGCCCUUUCUUGCCUUUUGGGUUUUUGCCUUUUUUUGGGUCAUUGUAAUCAUUACAUUUGUUGGAGUUGUGUUGCACUACGUGAUGGUUGAACCUCUCAGCUGAAGGGAUCAGAGCUACUUUGGCACUUUGUUGAUGAAUUUGUUUACACAAAAAUGUGAAGGGAACAACCUGCAACAUUGGCUUUUUAAAACAAAUGUUUCUUUUGUCUUGUUUGUGACGGUUGAUAUUCAAGGAUUUUUGCCAUUUUAUCACAUUUAAUUUAAUUUUUUUAGCCUUUGAAACUGAGCGAUGUCUCAUGUGCUAAAGCUUACCUCAGGCUGUUGUGGAAACAGCCCCGUAGUCAGAGGACAGUUACUAUUUGGUGUAUAAAUUAAUGGUAGCUUGAAAAGUUUUUCAGUGUCUGAGAAAUAGGAAUAGCCAAGUAUGUCUUGCGUGUAGCGUCUGUGACGGAUGUGUACAGUUUGUGUAUUAUUUCUUGAUUGAUAUGAUUUGAAUUUGAUUUUGUGCAAUCAGUGUACAUUGUAAGACUGAUAGUUGUGGAAUAACAUGGGAUGCAUGUUUUGUACUGUAUAUGAAGUAAGUUAUAAAAAAAAAAAAAAACAGAACUCAGUUUACAUGUUAGGCUCUCAUAAGGGGGGCUUCAGUCUAUUCCAUUUGUAAAUGAAACUUUUUAUUCCUUCCAUCUUUUAAAGGAAUGAUUAAAGGGAUUAAUCCAGACUACAAAUCCAGUGAAAAGCUAUUCUAUGAGGAUUUUUUGUAUCUGAGUUAUGCACUGUUUUGAGCUUCCCCCUAGCUCCUGCCUUGUAUCAGCACUACUGUUCUUGUCAAUAAAGCUGAAUUUGUCUACUGA
This is a messenger RNA of Thunnus maccoyii (southern bluefin tuna), 2158 nucleotides long. RefSeq lists its product as uncharacterized. Lineage: Eukaryota; Metazoa; Chordata; Actinopteri; Scombriformes; Scombridae. The record is from RefSeq and is a predicted model, not a curated record. The transcript is spliced from 8 exons. Bases 233 to 1297 code for a protein of 354 amino acids. Gene Ontology annotation, cellular component: membrane.